AUGAGCGGUAGAGGAAAGGGAGGCAAAGGACUCGGGAAAGGAGGCGCUAAGCGCCACCGCAAAGUGCUCCGUGAUAACAUCCAGGGCAUCACCAAACCCGCCAUCCGCCGCCUGGCCCGCCGUGGCGGAGUCAAGCGUAUCUCCGGCCUCAUCUACGAGGAGACCCGCGGGGUGCUCAAGGUCUUCCUGGAGAACGUCAUCCGGGACGCCGUCACCUACACCGAGCACGCCAAGAGGAAGACUGUGACCGCCAUGGACGUGGUGUACGCGCUCAAGAGGCAGGGCCGCACUCUGUACGGCUUCGGAGGCUAA
Molecule: messenger RNA, 312 nt
Organism: Menidia menidia (Atlantic silverside)
Lineage: Eukaryota; Metazoa; Chordata; Actinopteri; Atheriniformes; Atherinopsidae
Source: the annotation of a GenBank genome assembly